Messenger RNA from Alosa sapidissima (American shad), 1571 nucleotides. Its product is annotated as glycerophosphocholine cholinephosphodiesterase ENPP6-like. The record is from RefSeq and is a predicted model, not a curated record. Lineage: Eukaryota; Metazoa; Chordata; Actinopteri; Clupeiformes; Clupeidae. Bases 82 to 1386 code for a protein of 434 amino acids. The transcript is spliced from 8 exons.
ACAACUCAACCCUACAGACAGACUCUGAAUAUAAAUGUCAGUCACUUGUCGCUGUAGUCAAAGCCUUUACUUUUGGACACCAUGACAUACACCUGCAUUGCUGUUAUCUUACUAAGCAUCAUAAGCUCCUACAAUGCCAGUGGCAAACUUUUAGUUUUUCUAAUUGAUGGACUCCGUUUUGACUACCUCAAUAAUCUGGACAAUUUUCCUGGGUUCCGACAGAUUGUGGAAAAUGGAGUGAAAGUGGAUUACAUGACUCCAGAGUUCCCCAGUCUGUCUUAUCCAAACUACUACUCACUCAUGACAGGCCGGAACACUGAAGUGCACCAGAUGACUGGCAACUACAUGUGGGACAUGGACUCAAAUACGGAAUUCCUGAUUGGUGGCAACGCAGACAGCCGCUUGCCUCUGUGGUGGAAUGGAUCGGAGCCGAUCUGGGUGACCAUGGAGAAACUGGGCAAGAGGGUCUACAUGUACUACUGGCCAGGGUGUGAAGUCGAGAUUCUAGGAGUGAGACCAUCUCUCUGUGAACCGUACCAACCAAACGCAAAUGAAGGGAACUUGACAGAUGCCAUGGAACGUGCCCUUGACGCGCUAAAUGAUGGCCAAACUGACAUGGCUGCCGUGUAUUAUGAGAGGGUUGACGCAGUGGGUCAUUUCUUUGGGCCCCAGUCACUUGAGACCACAGGAACAGUUCUUGGUCUGGAUGGCGCCAUGCAAUUUCUCAACCAAAGGGUCAUGGCAAAAAACAUGAGCAAAGUCUUGAACAUCGUCAUGUUCUCUGAUCACGGCAUGUCUGAGAUCACAAACCUCAUUGAGCUGGACAAACACAUCAACCUGUCCGAUGUCAUCAAGGUGCUGGACAUUGGUCCUGUCGUGAGCCUGUGGCCCAAACAAGAAAAGUUGGAAGAGAUAUUCACUGCUCUUAGUGCUGUGGAAAAUAUGACAACCUACCGCAUAAGUGACAUCCCUGAUCGAUUUCAUUACAAGGAGGGGAUGUUUGUUUCAACUCUGACCCUUGUAGCCAAACCAGGCUGGAUCAUCACUCCUACCAUAUCAGCCCUGCCUUUCCAGCCAAAUGCCACGGGAGGCAGGAAAUAUGGAGCACAUGGCUACGACAAUGAACUUGUUGAGAUGAGAGGGUUCUUUGUAGCAAAAGGGCCAGAUUUCAAAAGCAACUUCACUGCUGGACCAAUCAGAUCCGUAGAUGCCUAUAACGUCAUGUGUCAUACCCUGGGGAUUGAGCCGCUCCCCAAUAACGGCUCAUUCGACCGCGUGAGGGCCAUGCUGAGAGAGCCGUCCAGUACAGCGGUCCUUGUAACCCAGCACAGCUGUCUCCUGGUCUUGAUAGGACUGUUUAUAUGUGUACAUGUGUCACCUUACUGAAAUCCAUCCCCAUUACGUUUUACCUGCAUUUACCUCAAUGCCACACUGACAAUAGUAAACGAGCCUGAAAAGAAUGCAAUGUGCAUCUACUUCCUGAAUUUUGGGUCAACGAUACACGGGACACCGAAACACCGGGGCACAUGAAAUUUGGUGGGUAUGUAGCCCCACUAGACUUUUACGGAAAA